AUGUCGAGCCGCAACUGCGACCCCAACAACGCCGUGCGAGACGCCGCCAUGCAACUGCUGGUGGACGUGUAUAGACAUGAAGCCAGCCUGGUAGCUAUAGGACGCGAAGCUAGGCUACAAAUUGCGACGCUACGGUACAGAGCGCGACGCUACGCUACACAGUGCGACACUACGCUACAGAGCUACAACUGCGACCCCAACAACGCCGUGCGGGACGCCGCCAUGCCGUUGCUGGUGGACGUGUAUAGACAUGUUGGUGAAAGACUGAGAUCAGACUUGAAGAAGAAAGAACUGCUGCCGGCCCAGAAGUUGAUGCUGCUAGAACAGAAGUUCGACGAGGCGAGAGAGGCAGGCCUAUUGCUACCUACAGCGACGUCAGGCGGCGACGAGCCGGACUUCAUAGCGCGCAGCGCGAAACGCACCAUGACCAUACCCACAUCCGCUCGUUCUAGAGAUGGAGACAGUUCUGGCGCUUCCACACCAGCGUGCGAGCCACCAAAGCGGACAGUUCCAGGACUGUACAGCCUACCAUCAGCGAAUAGGAAGCCCCCGCCGCCGGCUAAAUUCACCUCUGGUGGGAGCGUGUCGACAGCCAUCGGCAGCGCCUCCACCGGUUCAGGCGAGGCCGGUGCGGUCUCCAGCGAAGCAUUCGAGGCUGCCUUCGCGGCCGCCGCUCCCGCUGCCGUGUAUGGAGCCAGAGGACUUGACGACUUGUGUCGACACACCGCCGCCUUGCUGGGAGAUAGGGGGGCGGACUGGGAGAAGAGAGUAGACGCGCUAAAGAAAAUUCGCUCGCUGCUAACGGCGAAUGCGCACACACAGUAUCCGACGGAAUUCGCGGCGCACCUGAAGGACUUCUCCGUGCCUUUCCUCGUCGUCAUCAAGGACCUCAGGAGUCAGGUGGUUCGCGAAGCGUGCAUAACGAUCGCGCACAUGGCCAAAGUGUUACGUCACAAGCUGGAGCAGUUCAGCCUUUACAUCCUGCAGGAGCUCAUCAACCUCAUACAGAACGCUGCCAAGGUUGUGUCGUCAGCGGGCACGGUGUGCGUUCGCUACAUAGUUUCGUACGUGCACUCGCCGCGCCUCAUCCCAGUCAUCGUGACCAACCAGACCACAAACAAGUCUAAGGAAAUCCGCUCCACGCUCAGCGAAGUACUAGUGCUCCUCCUAGAAAACUGGAACCCAUCGAUUGUGGACAAACAAGCGCAAGUCGUCAAAGACGCGAUACGACGAGCGUGCGUAGACGCAGACAGCACUGCGAGGACUUUUGGACGGAGAGCGUACUGGGCCUACAAGCGACAGUUCCCCGACGAAGCCGAGCAGUUGUUCGCGAAGUUAGACAUCGCUGCUCAGAAGCAGAUAGAAAGAGAGCGGAAUAUCGGCAGCGUGGACAGCCUGCACCAUGUUGGGACAGAAAGGAGAGCCAUCACCAGCCCUCGUAGUCCAUCUGCCAGCGUCUCAGAGCGUUCGCCCGGAGGCGCUGCCAGGUCGGUGUCAGCGGUGGACGCGGCGGCGGCACAGCCAAUAUUGCCAGCAAUAUAG
Molecule: messenger RNA, 1542 nt
Organism: Ostrinia nubilalis (European corn borer)
Lineage: Eukaryota; Metazoa; Arthropoda; Insecta; Lepidoptera; Crambidae
Product: CLIP-associating protein-like
Exons: 15
Coding region: 1-1542 (513 amino acids)
Biological process (GO): establishment of mitotic spindle localization; mitotic spindle assembly
Cellular component (GO): basal cortex; spindle microtubule; cytoplasmic microtubule
Molecular function (GO): microtubule binding
Source: RefSeq, a predicted model, not a curated record